UGGUUUUUCCCCCCCCCCCCAUCUUUUUUUUUUUUUUUUUUUCCAUUUUGGUUUAAAUUAGGGAUAUGGAGUCAUUAUUGUCUUGGACUGAGUAGUGGCAUCAGUUUUGGAUUGUAUUAGGUCAAGUACUUUGUAGCCCUUUCUAAAUUUUCUGUCUGCUGUGUUUCUUAAUAGUUAUUUUAAAUUGAUGCUUAAAGAGAAAUGAAUGAGCAAUGUUGUUGCUUCCAACUUAAUGUACACUUUUCAUUUGUUUGGUGGCGAAGUUAUGGAUCUAAAUGUCCUGGAGAUUGAAUUUUUUUAUAAGCUCCUGAGGUGGUUUUACCAUUUCAUGUGACAAAUUGAAGAAUGAUAAAUGUAGGUUGAUUUUGCUUAGAUAAAAGUGAUGGUUUAAGUAUUGCCGUUUCAAUUUUUAGCACGAGACAUUAUUGGGUUUGAUGAAAUGGUAUAGACUGUCAAGUGGCGGUUGGUUGCACAAAUCUACCUUCCAAUUUAGCAACUUCAAACUUUCGUACAUUGAAUUUUUAGGGGGAUGCAUUUUGCUGAACUUUAAGUACAAUCUACUGCAUGUUGCUAAUCAUCAAGAGAUAAUUUUCCUCUUCCAAUGGUCGGAAGAAAAAUAGAUAUCAAAUUUGCCUACUAUUUGUCAAAAAUUUUGCUGCUUAUCCUCUUUCUCUUCAAGUCCGUAAUUCAAUUUUAAAUCAAUCCCACCAUCACUUCCAUCAGUAAGAAUUCAAUAAACAGGUUGAUCAAAAAUGAAGGUAAAAAAAAAAAAAUCUUGUUUUUUACCUUCUCGACACAGGUCUCGAUCCAUCUGGUGAUCCGGUCAAAUUUUAAGGCAAGGCCAAAUUUAGAGAGCUGCAACGAUUGCUGCUCCGGUAAAAUUUAACGCUACAAAGUCAGAGAGUAAAUUUAUGUAUUCAAAGCUGAAUUUGAUAAAGUUAGAUGCUUUUCCAAUCUGUUGUUCAUCAUAAAUAUUAAAUAUUUUUUUAUCAAAUUUAGACAUUAAUGAUUGUCUUGUGUUGUUGAUUGUUAUUUAAAACCAGAAAAUGAAAAGUAGCAUUAUAAAUUAGAGACUAUUCUUAUAUAUUGUCAAGACAAUUCGAUUACUUUGUCAAUAUUACAGCUCGAGAAUUUCCCACUGUUCCUUUUUCUGUUCUCCCAGAUUUUUACAAGUUAAUACUAAGAAACAGGAAUAUGUACAGUUUCUCUAGAAAACGAUGCCUGCUCUCUCUUCCUUGUUUCAGAAUUUUCUCACCAACCAAACAGCAAAAUUCUCUUUCCACCUCCUCUCUUCCGGAGCCUUAUUCCAUAUCAGAUAAUAACUCCAGCUCACCACCAAAAACCCACUUGCUUUCUUCCAGUAAACCCACAGUUUUCGAUAGAACUAGAACGCUUAAUCACGGUAAACCCAAUGAUGUCAUUUUAUCGAACCAGACAAUUACUGGUUAUAUCAGGUCCGGCGAUCUGGAUUCAGCUCUCGCUCUGUUCAAUAACAUGACAGUUAAAACAACAGUUACAUGGAAUUCAAUUUUAGCUGGUUAUUCCAAAGGGCGCGGGAAAAUGAAGGAAGCCCGUGAACUGUUUGAUAAAAUGCCUCAACCAGACACUAUAUCUUAUAACACAAUGUUAGCUUGUUAUGUACAUAAUUCUGACAUGGAAACAGCUCGAGCUUUCUUUGAUGGAAUACCUAAUAAAGACACAGCUUCUUGGAAUACAAUGAUUUCGGGUUUUGCUCAUAAUGGGCAAAUGGAGAAAGCGCACGAUUUGUUCUUGAUAAUGCCUAAUAAAAACGCCAUUACAUGGAAUGCUAUUAUUUCAGGGUACAUAGCGUGUGGAGAUAUGGAUUCAGCUAUGAAAUUUUUUGAACUUGCUCCAGUUAAGAGCGUGGUGGCUUGGACUGCGAUGAUAACUGGAUACAUGAAGUUUGGGAGGAUUGAGUUAGCAGAGAGAUCGUUUCAAGAGAUGUCCAAAGAGAAUGUGGUUACUUGGAAUGCAAUGAUUUCAGGUUACAUUGAGAAUUCUAGAGCUGAAGAUAGUGUAAAGCUUUUCAAAGCAAUGUUAGAGUUUGGUAUAAAACCAAAUUCAGCUACCUUAAGUAGCGUUUUGUUAGGGUGUAGCGAGUUGUCUGCUUUGCAAUUGGGAAAGCAAGUUCAUCAACUUGUUUGUAAAUCUCCAUUGUCUAGCGAUACAACUGCAGGGACAUCAUUGGUUAGCAUGUAUUGUAAAUGUGGAGACUUGGAGGACGCUUUGAAAUUGUUUGUUCAGAUUCCACGGAAGGAUGUAAUUACUUGGAAUGCAAUGAUUUCUGGUUAUGCUCAACAUGGAGCAGGCGAGAAAGCUCUAUCUUUGUUCGAAGAAAUGAAAAAGGCAGGAAUUAAGCCAGAUUGGAUCACAUUUGUUGAAGUAUUAUUGGCUUGUAAUCAUGCAGGUUUGGUUGAUCUUGGGGUUAAAUAUUUUCAUUUUAUGGUGAGUGAUUAUGGAAUUGAAACUAAGCCAGAGCACUACACAUGUAUGGUUGAUCUUCUUGGUCGAGCUGGUAAGUUAGAUGAUGCUGUAGAUUUGAUAAAGAGAAUGCCUUUUACACCUCAUGCUUCUAUAUUUGGAACCCUAUUGGGUGCUUGCAGGAUACACAAGAACAUAGAGAUAGCUGAGUUUGCUGCAAAAAACUUGCUUGAUCUUGAUCCGACAAGCGCAACGGCUUAUGUUCAACUAGCAAAUGUUUAUGCAGCUCAGAAUCAAUGGGACCAAGUUGCCAGAAUCAGGCAAUCAAUGAAAAGUAGCAGGGUAGUGAAGACCCCUGGGUAUAGUUGGCUCGAGGUUAAGAGCGCUGUUCAUAAGUUCCGGUCAAGUGAUAGGGUUCAUCUGGAAUUAGCUUCCAUACAUAGGAAACUGAACGAGUUAGAGGAGAAAAUGAAGUUAGCAGGAUAUGUGCCGGAUCUUGAAUUUGAACUACAUGAUGUAGGGAAAGAGCAGAAAGAGCAGCUUUUGCUAUGGCACAGUGAGAAGCUGGCAAUUGCUUAUGGCCUUAUCAAAUUACCAUUAACGACUCCAAUUCGGGUGUUCAAAAACUUGAGAGUAUGUGGGGAUUGUCAUCUUGCUAUAAAAUACAUAUCAGCGAUAGAAAAAAGAGAGAUCAUUGUCAGAGAUAAUAUAAGGUUCCAUCAUUUUAAGGAUGGACUUUGCUCUUGUGGUGAUUAUUGGUAGGUUCAUAAAUUUGCACCUCGUUUCUCUUUUUGGAGAGAUUAUUUUUAUUUAUUAGCUUUACUGGAGUUAUUUUUGAAUUAAGAAAUGUUGCUAAAGCUAAAGAAAUUUCGCAAUAGGUGAUGAUGUUGUGAAUUCCAAUUACCAAAGUUUUUUUCCAACUGGGUUAACCAAAUUUUGGAUAUCAGUUGCAUUUACUUGAAAUGAUUCUAAGAAGAAAACAACAUCAGACGAGUAGAUGAACGAAAGAAGGUAAAUACUGGGAUUCACCAAUAUUCCUGAUUUGUACAAAUGAUUCUGAAAAUCGAAUUACAUUUAAAAGAAUGGAAGUUUUAACUGCCGAACAACUGAUAAGAAAAAGCAAA
This is a messenger RNA of Jatropha curcas, 3566 nucleotides long. RefSeq names its product Tetratricopeptide repeat (TPR)-like superfamily protein. Lineage: Eukaryota; Viridiplantae; Streptophyta; Magnoliopsida; Malpighiales; Euphorbiaceae. Gene Ontology annotation, biological process: RNA modification. Gene Ontology annotation, molecular function: RNA binding; protein binding; zinc ion binding. The record is from RefSeq and is a predicted model, not a curated record.